AUGGACGACAUCGAAGAACCCAACGGUCCUACCCGGGAGGAGACUGCCCUGCGAGAACAAGAAGAGAAAGAGCGCAAGGCCAAGGAAGAGGCCGAGCAGGCACUAUUACCCUACAAAUGGACACAAACAAUCGGCGAAGCAGAAGUUUCAAUCCCUGUACCAGGCACAAUCAAGGGGAGGGACCUGGAUGUAGUUCUUACAAAGACAAAGAUCAAGGUUGCUCUCAAAGGGCAGGCGCCGAUUAUCGAGGGCGACUUCCCCCACGCGAUUCACGCAGACGACUCUACAUGGAUGCUCGAAACCAUUCCCACGGGCAAACAAGUAACCAUCCACCUCGAUAAAGUCAACAAAAUGGAAUGGUGGCCGCACAUCGUGACCAGCGCACCCAAAAUCGACGUCACCAAGAUCACGCCCGAGAAUUCGUCGCUGGGUGACUUGGAUGGUGAAACGAGGGCGAUGGUGGAGAAGAUGAUGUUUGAUCAGAGACAAAAGGAGAUAGGGAAGCCGACCAGUGAUGAGCAGCGGAAGAUGGAUUUGUUCAAGAAAUUUCAGGAGGAGCAUCCAGGUUAG
This is a messenger RNA of Talaromyces amestolkiae, 570 nucleotides long. RefSeq lists its product as uncharacterized. The record is from RefSeq and is a predicted model, not a curated record. Lineage: Eukaryota; Fungi; Ascomycota; Eurotiomycetes; Eurotiales; Trichocomaceae. Gene Ontology annotation, cellular component: cytoplasm. Bases 1 to 570 code for a protein of 189 amino acids. Gene Ontology annotation, biological process: protein folding. The transcript has 2 exons.